CGGCGAACUCAAUUAGGACUAGUAAUGGAUUUUAUCAGAAUCGAUUUUAACCAGGAAGUAACUAACAUUGGCUAACAAUAAAUACAAGGUAGUCGAUUCAGAUCAGUGCACUCUUCCGUAUACGAACUUAAAUCAUUGACAUGCAAUUCAACUCUGCUUUCGCUUUAGUCAAACGCUACAUUCUUUGAAUAAUGAACAAAGUGUCUACUAUGUUACGGAUUUAUUCAGUUCAGAAAAGUUGACAUAUUUUUUUCAAUGUUUGACAUACAUUGGACAGUUGUAAAGUUACUAUUUCAGUGGACUAAUAGUAUGGUAGUACCAAUUAAUGCUCUCUUCGCCGUUUCUCUUUCUGUUAAUGUGUGUACUAUAUUAUACUGUGCUUGUGAACGUUUACAAAAAUGCUUAAAGGACAAAUGUUGCUGUGGACCGAACCACUGCAUCGUUCAUAUAUGCCAAGUAUACCAGGAUAAAACACAAGACCUUUCUAAAGCAUUUACAGAACAAGUGACAGUAUUAAUAUCAUCUACCCUAGCAAUCAUUUGUAUAUGUUCUACAAACAUUAUACGAGUUCCUUUCAGUGGAAAUAUAGACACGUCAGAGUCGAUGUUCAUUCAAAUAGUUUUGGCAAUAAAUAUAGGACGUUACGUAUAUUUGAUUUUACAAGAUGCAUAUCUAUUUCCGCAUAUUGAUAAAGCACGUUUCCGAACGGACACUGUUCACCACGUGGUCACUAUCGUCUGUUACAGUGUAAUAUUGGUGUAUAGACAAAACAUGCUUUUAGGGAUCCUUGGAAUAUUAACUGAAUUAAAUACAUUUCUUGUAGAAGUUACAAAAAUUAUGAAAACAUUAGGACGUCAUAAGACUAGUAUUUACAAAAAAAUGUCAGUCGCCAGUUGUGCCACAACCAUUGUCUUUCGCGGAGUAAUUCCAGUAAUAUUUUUAAUAAUGGGUAUGUUUCACGAAACACCAUUUGUUAUGCAUUAUACAGCUUUGACAGUAUUUUUCCUUAGUAUUAUUUUCUUUUCUGUAAUAAAUGUGUGGUUAAUUCUUUCAACCGUCCAGCGAGUCAUUAAAAUAUAUAGCUAUAGUGAAACUUUAGAAUCAGGAUAUGCACCGGAACACAUCCAGUUAGAUAGUUUCCGCAAAAAUAAUCUAGGAUACGAAAGACCAUUAGGAAAUAUCAACAUCAAUUAUGAUACCGAGAAAUUGAAUAUCAAUAAAAGUAUUGACCAAAAUUUAAUCUCAAAAAUUAAAAACGUGUACUUAACACAACGAACUGAUCAAAGAGAUAUUGAGACCAACAACGUCAUUGAAAUUGAUAGUACUCAAUCAAUUGAUACUUCUAGUCCUGAGAAUAGUCAGUCUAGUGCACAUAGAGACAGAUCAAUACCAAGGAACUCGUGCUUAAACUUACUUCCGGCAACAGAACCGCAGAUCGAUUUGUCUGUACGUUUUGCACCUAAUGUGCUGCCUGAAGGCAACUUUAACGAUUUAUCUAGGUCAAAUAAUGAAAAUGAACAAUUCGAUUUACCUAUAUAAAAUAAUCUAAAUAG
Mytilus californianus (California mussel) is the source of this 1553-nucleotide messenger RNA. RefSeq lists its product as uncharacterized. Gene Ontology annotation, cellular component: membrane; endoplasmic reticulum. NCBI's taxonomy places the organism in Eukaryota, Metazoa, Mollusca, Bivalvia, Mytilida, Mytilidae. Gene Ontology annotation, biological process: lipid homeostasis. The record is from RefSeq and is a predicted model, not a curated record. The transcript has 2 exons. The coding region runs from base 256 to 1539 and encodes 427 amino acids.